GGUGACAGAGCAGCGGGAAUCCGACGGAGCUUUUACCCACCCCAAACAUUUUUUUUUUUUUUUUUUAGACACGAUUAUUAUUUAUCGUGUGCUUUAGUCAAGGGUGACUUUGCUGUGGACUUCCAUGAGAGGCGAUCCCCCCCGGGUGCGCGCACAGUCACGCGGGGAACCAGAGAGGCGCACCCCGCGGUACUGGACUCUCCUCUCCGCGGAGCCGGCUCACUUUUUUUUUUCUAUUUUUGGAUGGUUUUGCGCUGCUAAAAACCCCACAUAUAUUCAUAUUCUUUUGAGUCGUGACAUGUUGUCACGUAUCGAUGGAUUAUUGAACUCAUCGAACCUUAAAAGCGCAUUUUGAUCCAAAACCAAGACUGAGAAGUUGACAGGAGCUUUUUUUUUUUCUUUCUUUUUCUGCGUCAUCCAGGAUGGAUUUUGUGAGCCGCUUGCUUGGAUUGUUGCUGGCACUUUGUCACGUUGCGCUGCAGGUCGGCGCUGAAGAAGCCUCCAAGUGCAGGGGUAUCUUCGACGCCAGCGAAGCGGGUUACAUCACCUCCCCGGGAUACCCUCUGGAAUACCCGCCUCACCAGAACUGCCAGUGGGUCAUCACGGCGCCGGAACCCUCGCAACGCAUCGUCCUCAACUUCAACCCGCACUUUGAGAUCGAGAGGCUGGACUGCAAGUACGACUUCAUCGAGAUCCGUGAUGGGACUUCGGAAAAUGCAGACGUCUUGGGUCGUCACUGCAGCAACAUCGCCCCAGCGCCGAUUAUCUCAUCAGGUCCCUCCCUGCAGAUACGAUUUGUGUCGGACUACGCCCACCAAGGAGCUGGCUUCUCCCUACGCUACGAAAUCUUCAAAACAGGGUCGGAGUUCUGCUUCCGCAAUUUCACCAGCAGCUCCGGGAUGAUCGAGUCGCCGGGCUUCCCCGAUAAGUACCCGCACAACCUGGAGUGCUCCUACAUGAUCAUCGCGCCGGCCCACAUGGACAUCGCCCUCACCUUCUUGACCUUUGACCUGGAGAACGACCCCCUGAUGGUGGGAGAGGGGGACUGCAAAUACGACUGGUUGGACGUGUGGGACGGACUUCCGCAAGUGUCCCCGCUGAUCGGGCGGUACUGUGGUACCAAGAUCCCGCCUGAGAUCCAGUCAUCCUCCGGCCUGCUGUCCCUCUCCUUCCACACGGACAUGGCGGUGGCCAAAGACGGCUUCUCUGCCCGCUACAACAUGACGCGCAAAGAAGUCAGAGACUCGUUUCACUGUAGCAUGGUGCUCGGCAUGGAAUCGGGGAGGAUCAGCGACGACCAGAUCAGCGCCUCCACGAGCUUCUACGAUAGCCGCUGGUUGCCGCGACAGGCUCGCCUCAACAACCAUGACAACGCCUGGACGCCCUCCGAGGACAGCAGCAAGGAAUACAUCCAGGUUGACCUCCAGUUUCUGAAGGUCCUGACGGGCAUCGCCACCCAAGGUGCCAUUUCCAAAGAGACACAGAAGUCUUACUAUGUAACCGCGUUCAAACUGGAGGUCAGCACCAACGGGGAGGACUGGAUGAUCUAUCGGCAUGGCAAGAACCACAAGGUUUUUCACGCCAAUACGGACCCGGCCGAGGUGGUGCUGAACCGCGUACCGCAGCCUGUUUUGGCACGGUUUGUGCGUAUCCGACCGCAGACUUGGAGGAACGGCAUCGCCCUGCGCUUUGAGCUCUUCGGAUGCCAGAUUACAGAUGCGCCGUGCUCCAGCCUGCAGGGCCUGCUGUCCGGCCUGCUUCCCGACACACAGAUCUCCGCCUCCUCCAGCAGGGACGUGGUGUGGAACCCCAGCACGGCGCGCUUGGUGGCCAGUCGCUCCGGCUGGUUUCCCUCCCCUGCACAGCCCCUUGCUGGGGAAGAGUGGCUUCAGGUGGACCUGGGUGUGCCCAAAACAGUGCGUGGAGUCAUCACCCAGGGAGCGAGGGGGGGAGACGCAGGAAGCGGCGCAACGACAGAAAACCGCGCCUUUGUCAGGAAGUACAAAGUCGCUUACAGCCUGAAUGGAAAAGAAUGGAAUUUUGUCAUGGACAGAAAGACCAGCCUGCCCAAGAUUUUUGAGGGGAACACACACUACGACACCCCAGAGCUGCGGCAUUUCGAGGAGACGGUGGCCCAGUACGUCAGACUGUACCCUGAGCGCUGGUCUCCAGCAGGGAUCGGGAUGAGAGCGGAGAUACUGGGCUGUGACCUUCCAGAAAUCACCACACCCGCAGACACAGCCACUCCCACAGUCCCUGCCGGUGCCCAGACCACCACUUUCCCAGCGUCCACAGUCGCCACCGCAACUUCGGCAGACGGCGCGUGUGACUUUGAGCACGGCCUGUGCGGGUGGACGCACGACCCGAGCGCCCCCCUCCUCUGGUCCUUGCACAGCCACGAGCUCAACAGUCAUCUAUACAUCGAGGCCAGCCCGAAGACCGAGCAGCAGCCAGCCCGCCUCCUGAGCCCCACAGUGGCGGCCGACACUGGGCCCAUCUGCCUUCUCUUUUCCUACCAAAUGUGGGGGGAGGCCCAGGGGCACCUGAGGGUCCUGCUGCGGGACGCCCAUAAUGAAGAUACCAUCCUGUGGACCCUGAAAGAUGACCAGGGACCGGUCUGGAAGGAGGGCCGCACCAUCCUACCUCGCUCGCCGAAAGAAUACCAGGUCGUGAUGGAGGGCUUCUUUGCGCACGGCACCAGAGGACACGUCUGGAUCGACAACAUCCACAUGAGCUCCAGUACGCCGCUGGAAGAGUGUACACAACCCAUCAACGCCUUCUCUCCGGAUAUGACAGGGGGAGGUAUUCCCGUUCCUCCCUUCCCCAUCCACUGGUAUUACAUAAUGGCCGCCGGGGGCGCCCUCCUCCUCCUGGCGGUGGCCAUCUUGGUCAGGGCGCUGUGUUGCUGCAGACGCCACCUGGCCACCAAGAAGAGCCAGCAGUCAGUGGCGUAUCACAGCUCCUCGCAAUGCUUCCAGUACUCUAACUGGUCCUCCAGUAUGGCCGCCCCCGGGGUGGAGCCAGUCUUGACAGUGAGGCUGGACAGCCGGGACCGACACCGUACCCUGUGCUGAAACGAGGGACCGAGCAGGACGCCCCACGUGUGAUGUCAGUCGACUGACUUUGGACCCCAAUUACUGGAUGUCGCUUUGUUUCCUUCUUCCAUUGAGGAGUUUGAUAUUGAGGACUGGAUUAUUUAUGCCCAUUGAGAGCUCCCUGGUCCGCCAGAACCCAGACAGGUGGCCUGGGUGUCGCCAGGAAGAGCUGCCAAAGCACCAGCGAGAACAAGACCCCCCGAGGACGAAUGCGGCUUUAGAAAUGCUUGGACUUGGGCCUGCUUGGGGUGUCGGGAGGGACGGCUGCUCGAUUAUCCUUUCCCGGCCGAGCAUGCGCGCAUACGAGAAAGUGACGCAAUCCAUCACACUUCAAGUCCUGCAUUACUAGAGGAGAUAAGCAGAUUGCUUGAUGGACGUCCUCGUCUUCGGUUUUUCUUAUCCUCUGUCGUAAUAAAGCAUUCGCGCCGCCCACUCGCGUUCUUCUGCCAGCAUCUUAAGAGUUGGCCUGAUGAAAGCCCCGGUGUUUCCACCAGGAAUGUGUGCUGCCUUGUAAAAAAAAAAAAAAAAAAAGACGCAGCUGUCUACCUUCAUCCUUUCUUCCUUGAUGCUCGCGCCCACAAAUCUUACAGCGCCAUUAAAUCCACAGCGGCUCUGUAAUGUUGUUUACGGUGGUACCUCGGGAACUGCACCUUUUUUUUUGGAACUUUGCCUAUCAUUCACAAUCAUUAUGUAAGACAAGAAGACAUCUUCCUUUAUGCAUUCUAAAUAGUAAAUAAAUGCGAUCAAAAGUCAGCUUACGAUUACCGUAUUUUUCGGACUGUAAGUCGCAGUUUUUUUCAUAGUUUGGCCGGGGGUUCGACUUUUCUACUCAGGAGCGACUUAUGUGUGAAAUUAUUAACACAUUACUGUAAAAUAUCAAAUAAUAUUAUUUAUCUCAUUCGCGUAAGAGACUAGACGUAUAAGAUUUCAUGGGAUUUAGCGAUUAGGAGUGACAGAUUGUUUGGUAAACGUAUAGCAUGUUCUAUAUGUUAUAGUUAUAUGAAUGACUCUUACCAUAAUAUGUUACGUUAACAUACCAGGCACGUUCUCAGUUGGUUAUUUAUGCCUCAUAUAACGUACACUUAUUCAGCCUGUUGUUCACUAUUCUUUAUUUAUUUUAAAUUGCCUUUCAAAUUUCAAAUUUUAUCAAAUAAAUUUCCCCAAAAAAUGUGACUUAUACUCCAGUGCGACUUAUAUAUGUUUUUUUCCUUCUUUAUUAUGCAUUUUCGGCCGGUGCGACUUAUACUCCGGAGCGACUUAUACUCCCAAAAAUACGGUACUAUUCUGCCCGAGUCAUACCACAGACUACAAAAAUGGGACCCACUACCUCCCUGCUUGGCACUCAGCAUCAAGGUUUGGAAUUGGGGGUUAAAUCACCAAAAAUGAUUCCCGGGCGUGGCCACCGCCGCUGCUCACUGCUCCCCUCACCUCGCAGGUGGUGAUCAAGGGUGAUGGGUCAAAUGCAGAGAAUCAUUUCGCCACACUUAGUGUGUGUGUGACAAUCAUGGGUACUUUAACUUUAACUAUAAAGCCCUUAAAAAACAUCCAAACACCACCAUUAAGGUUUUAUAUACAUGAUGUAAGUAUAUAUGUAAUGUAGUAACAGGCACAUUUAUAAUAACAUUUAAUAUUUACGUAUUUUGAUCAUUUAAAGCAUUUAUUUCAAAAACGCUUCACCACAUGCACACUGAUUAAAACUCACUACAGACUUCAUGAGAGCCAACAAACAUAAUAAAACCUCACUUACUGUACAAUGUCUGCUGUCGUUAGUAUGCCCACUGCUAGGAUGUUCAUAUGUUCCCAUUUAGAUGAAGAAUGACUCAUAAUACUCGCGAAGAAAAGGGGGGGUGGAGCCAAGCGUCUUUUCGUGUCGUUCUAAAGUGUACUGACUUGUCGGCAUUAGGGUUGUACGGUAUACGGUUAGUAUAGUACCGUGAUACUAAUGAAUCAUGUUCUGUACUAUACCGCCUCUAAAAAGUACCGGUCCGGAUUUACCCAAAUUUGUGGUAUCAUCCAAAGCUAACGUAAAGUAUCCAAACAACAGAAGAAUAAGUGAUUAUUACAUUUUAACAGAAGUGUAGAUAGAACAUGUUAAAAGAAAAAGUAAGCAGAUAUUAACAGUAAUUGAAAAAGUAGAUUAAUAAUUCAUUUUCUACCUCUUGUCUUUAAUAAUUUUGACAAAAAAUUACACAAUAUGUUACAGCAUAAAGCAGCUAAAUUAAGAGCCUUUGUUUGCUUACUUACUACCAAAAGACAAGUUGUCUUGUAUGUUUACUAUUUUAUUUAAGGACAAAGGUGCAAUAAGAAACAUAUGUUUAAUGUACCGUAAGAUUUUUUGUUAAAAUAAAGCCAAUAAUGCUAUUUUCUGUGGUCCCUUUUAUUUAGAAAAGUACCGAAAAGUAUCAAAAUAAUUUUGGUACCGGUACCAAAAUAUUGGUAUCGGGACCACUAGUCGGAAUACAUCCUCAUCCUUCUACUAUCCAGGUGAGAGGCAUUAUUUAUGAUUUAGAAUAAACUUCCACGAGCUCUGACGUGAGAAAGCAACCCUCACCAGCCGAUGAUGUCAACAUUGACAGGCUAGUGAUCACGGCGCUGCUAUAAAUAGUUUGUCUGCGUUAGCCCUUAUAAUAAUAUUACCACUAAUACUUGGUUAAUAUUCAAGUCACGGAAUGUAAAUGAAGUAUUGUUGGCGCUUUUUGGAUGUUUUUUAUUGGGUUUUAUGGGCGGAAUAGAGGACCUCCCGUUGUAAGCGGACUUAUUUAGAAUGCAAAAAAUAUAUAUAUACAUCCGUCGUCAUGUCUCUCAUAAUCAUUUUGAAUGACUGGCAAAAUUCCUAAAAAAGUGCAGUUUCCCUUAGAAUGGUUCUGUGACGCAGCUCGUACCUCCAAAAGCCUGUUUUGUGAAGCAGCGUUGCCCAUUGAAAUGAGUUCAAGUCAAUUUAACAAGUGCAAAACACCACCUUUUUAUCAUUGCAAAACAACAGUAACAAUAGAGUAGAAUGUAUUUUUCGGACCAUAAGGCGCAUUAAAGGGGUCAUAGCAUGAUUUUUUUUUUUUGUAGUCUACAUAACAUGUGAUGGUGAUUCUUUGCUCAAAAUGUUGCAUAGAUUAUGUUUUACAGACCUCCUUCAAGCUGCUUUCUGACCAGGAUGCGGCGUUUUGUGCUGACAUAGUUUCAACACGUUCGCUGCUAUUUUUUCUAUUCGGAAUCCUGCACAAACGUGCAAAAAAAUCCUUGUUUAUUUCAACUGUUUUCCCUAAAACACACAUUGAGGCUAUAAACAUGAUUAAUCGAACAAACUAGACUAUCGUAUUUUUCCGAAUAUUGAGCGCGCCGGGAUAUAAGCAACACAACAUUUUAGAAUAAACAUUUUUUUCACAUAUAUUAGCCACACCGCAAAUGUAUACGCUGUGAAAUGAGUUAUUUGCACACCUUAAUUGUUUCCAAACGGUGUCUGUGACACAGCAGGAAAACGGCGUAUCAAACAAAACAGAAGCCAUUGUAGCAUCGUAGCUGUGGAAGCUAGCUCUCCAAUCAACUAAACAGACUCAAUAACUCUACGGUGACGUUUUGGGGGAAUUUACUGAGGAAUUUGUGAAACUGAAACAAUACAAAAAUAGACACUUGUAGACAAGUCAGCCAAUGCUGAUUUUCAAUUAUUGAUUGAAACUUUUACUAGUAGAUUGCACAGUACAGUACAUAUUCCGUACAAUUGACCGCUAAAUGGUAACACCCGAGUAAAUUCACGUUAAUCAAUUCAUUACAUUACGAUAGCGCGCAUGAAAACACCCCCACAGACAUCACACAUGGGACGGUUUCGUAAGUAAGAAUUGUUUUAGUUAAAUUGUUAAAACUGACAAAGAUUGCUUGGAGUGAUUAAUAAAGAAUCCUUCGAGCAGAACCGCUAUGGACGGCUUUACUUUCGGUUUGAGGCAAAACAGGAAGUACAUUUUCGUCUCGCAUCACCUGCAGUUAGCGAACUUGUCCAAAAGAUGGCGCCGUAGCACAAAUAAUAACACACCUUUUCAGUCCUCUGCGUGGGUUUAAUGAAAACUAUUGUACACAAAUCAUUACGGAAAUUAAUUU
Molecule: messenger RNA, 7181 nt
Organism: Nerophis lumbriciformis (worm pipefish)
Lineage: Eukaryota; Metazoa; Chordata; Actinopteri; Syngnathiformes; Syngnathidae
Source: RefSeq, a predicted model, not a curated record